UUGCUACCAACCCUGCCACCCUCAACUUUUUCUGGGUAUAUAUGCAAGCCUGCGUUGUACAUGUAGCAUACACUCAAGCAACUACACCAACGAACCUGCAGACUCAGCUAGGACAAUAUGGCGUGCAAGUCCAGCCGCAGUCUCCUCCUCUUGGCCACCGUCAUGGUCUCCGUCUUCGCCGCCGCUGCCGCUGCCGCCGCCGCCACCGACUGCUCCCCAGGGGUGGCUUUUCCGACCAAUCUGCUCGGACACUGCCGCGACUAUGUGUUACAGCAGACUUGUGCCGUCUUCACUCCCGGGUCGAAGUUACCCGAAUGGAUGACAUCCGCGGAGCUGAACUACCCCGGGCAGCCAUACCUCGCCAAGUUGUAUUGCUGCCAGGAGCUUGCAGAAAUUCCCCAGCAGUGCCGGUGCGAGGCGCUGCGCUACUUCAUGGCGUUGCCGGUACCGUCUCAGCCCGUGGACCCGAGCACCGGCAAUGUUGGUCAGAGCGGCCUCAUGGACCUGCCCGGAUGCCCCAGGGAGAUGCAACGGGACUUCGUCAGAUUACUCGUCGCCCCGGGGCAGUGCAACUUGGCGACCAUUCACAACGUUCGAUACUGCCCCGCCGUGGAACAGCCGCUGUGGAUCUAGUGAUGAUAAAAUCAGUCGUUCGUGAAUAAGCAUGCAUGUUGCGUACAUAGGCGUAGGCGUGUGCGUGUGGUGUGCAUGUAUGCAUAUGUGAGCUCCGCACGCUCAACAUGUGUGGGCUAUCUGCUAUGAACGAGAAUAAAGAGAACCAUUUUGUGGUUCUUUAAUUUCAACUC
Hordeum vulgare subsp. vulgare (domesticated barley) is the source of this 806-nucleotide messenger RNA. RefSeq names its product alpha-amylase/trypsin inhibitor CMd. The coding region runs from base 118 to 633 and encodes 171 amino acids. NCBI's taxonomy places the organism in Eukaryota, Viridiplantae, Streptophyta, Magnoliopsida, Poales, Poaceae. The transcript has a single exon. Gene Ontology annotation, molecular function: serine-type endopeptidase inhibitor activity. The record is from RefSeq and is a predicted model, not a curated record.